Messenger RNA from Emiliania huxleyi CCMP1516, 989 nucleotides. RefSeq lists its product as hypothetical. The transcript is spliced from 6 exons. NCBI's taxonomy places the organism in Eukaryota, Haptophyta, Isochrysidales, Noelaerhabdaceae. The record is from RefSeq and is a predicted model, not a curated record. Bases 1 to 702 code for a protein of 233 amino acids.
AUGCAGCUAGUGGGUGGUGCCCCGGCCGACGUGAGCGUCAUCAACCCGCCCGCAACGAGCGCAUCAAAUGCCGCUCGCUACAACAAUGGCACCCUCCCGCAGUACAUGCCACGCAUCUUCACCACCAACAGCCAGCUGACAGAGGAGGACCACAUCCUUCCCCGAAGGCGCAACGCCAAGCAGCAGCACGCAAUUGAUCGCCGCUACCGCAAGAUUAGUCCGCUGACAGAGCCGCUGCAGCGACUGGGACGCAAGCUCAAAACCGGGCGGGCUCAUAGUGAAGAAGAUGGUGAAGGGAGUGCUUGGGCGCGUGUCCAAAGGAUGGCCGCCGCCGCCGCCUUUGCAGCGCCCCCAUGGCCUCCUCCCGGCUCCACUCGUGGCCGGCGGGUGCCACAGGGUCCGCAGCAGGCUGCCAGCAGGCCCGAGCGGUGGCUCGCGACGCGACUCGGCUGCGCCGCCUCCUCGCCGCCGAGUGCUGCGAGCGUCGAGCGAGUCGCCGGCGAGCCAUCCGCCACAGCCUUAGCUGCCGGCUGUGACUUCACCCGGCAGAGCCUCGACGACUGCUCGGUGCGGAGUGUACUGUUGCGAGGCGCCGCUGGGCGGCGGCGCGCGGCUCCUCGCUGCUUCGGCGCGCCGCGCUGGCGCUCUGCGGCGGACGGUGCCGUUGGCUCGCCGUUGCCUCGCUCGUGGACGUCCCAUUGAAGCACGCGGUGCGGCGCCUCUCGGCGCUCGUCAUCGCGCGCACGGCUGUGGCGCCGCGUCCAGGCGCUCGUCAUCGCGCGCACGGCCGUGGCGUCGCGUCCAGGCGGCAAGCGCACCGUGCCAUGCCUGCGGUGGCGCUGCCGGCCGACAGCGCCACCAACACUCACGUACCGUGAGGAAACGCCGCCGCGUCGCGUGCGUGGCGCGGCUAUCACUAGCGGCCGGCGCUCGUCGGGUGAUGGUGUCGCGGGCCGGCGCUCCAGUGUCGAGACGCAGGUAGAAUUCUU